AUGAAACAAAAAACAGCUAUUAUUGUGAUUGAUUGUUCUCAAAUUUUAAGUCGAUGGUUUAAAAGUUAUCUUCGUCGAACUGAUCAAUAUCCGUCAUUAUCAAAUAGAAUAUUAUAUCGAUAUCAAAUUCAAGGUUUCUGUACAAAAUCUAAACCUUCUGAAGAUAUUGAAAAUAAACCAAAUAAUACUUCUAAUGUUGUUCAAAAACAAGAAAUUGCUCAAGAAAGACCUCGUAUUCAACAACAACAACCGCAAGAAGUCGAUUGUUCUUCUUCUUUAUCAUUUGAACCAACUGAUCAAGAAAAAUUUUUAUUUGAAAGAAUUUGGGAUAAUCGAAUGCGAAUAGAAAUGCAGCAUCAACAGUUAAUGAUGAAAGCAGCACGUUUACUAUGUUUUUCAUCGAUUAAUAAUGACUCUUUUAUGCAUAAAAAUACAAAUUAUCAACUUAAACUAUUUAGUUGUUAG
This is a messenger RNA of Rotaria sp. Silwood2, 465 nucleotides long. NCBI's taxonomy places the organism in Eukaryota, Metazoa, Rotifera, Eurotatoria, Philodinida, Philodinidae. The record is from the annotation of a GenBank genome assembly.